Parnassius mnemosyne (clouded apollo) is the source of this 1662-nucleotide messenger RNA. NCBI's taxonomy places the organism in Eukaryota, Metazoa, Arthropoda, Insecta, Lepidoptera, Papilionidae. The record is from the annotation of a GenBank genome assembly.
AUGUUAAACGCACAGAAAAUUCCAGAUAAAUAUCCCAUCAGGUACUUACAAGACUUCACCCAUUACAUAUCGGGUUGUACAAUUUUUUCUACGCUAGACUUGGUGAAACCGUACAGCCAGAUACCAGUCAACCCAGAUAAUAUUCCGAAGACAGCCAUCACCACACCAUUUGGUAUGUUCGAAUUUCCAUACAUGAAUUAUGGCUUAAAAAAUGCGAGCCAAACCUUUCAAAGGUUUGUAGACGAGAUAACACGAGGAUUUGAUUUUUGCUUCGUGUACCUGGAUGAUUUUCUAAUAUUUUCCCAGGACGAAGACAGCCAUCUUGAUCACCUUCGCCAAAUCUUUGAAAAACUUCAGGAAUUCGGUAUGGUUAUCAACACGAGCAAAUGUGAAUUUGGUAAGAAAGAAAUCACCUUUCUAGGGUAUCACGUCUCAGCCAACGGUGUUAAGCCUUUAGACAGUAAGGUUCAAGCCAUCAAAGACUUCCCCACUCCGAAAACCGUACGAGAACUUCGGCGUUUUCUAGGGAUGCUAAACUUUUAUCGCCGAUUUAUCAAAGGAGCUGCUGAAAUUCAGGCACCAUUAAACUCUUUGUUGACGGGGUCCGUAAAAGGAUCACGUUCCGUGGAUAUAUCGGGAGAAGCCCUACAUGCUUUUGAGCAGUGCAAAACUAGCCUCUGUCAAGCAGCAUUCUUGGCACAUCCAGAUCUAAACGCAAGAUUAGGUUUGGUAACCGACGCCUCAGAUAAGGCAAUCGGUGCCGCCUUGCAGCAAGUAAAGAAUGGAUCAUGGCAGCCACUUACAUUCUUCUCUAAGAAACUGAAACCAGCCCAACAGAAAUACUCGCCAUACGACAGAGAGCUUCUUACUAUAUACGAGUCAGUGAAAUACUUUAGACACAUGCUUGAAGCAAGACAUUUUACUGUUUUUACUGAUCACAAACCAAUCUGUUAUGCAUUUCACAUCAGAAAAGAUAAGUGCUCACCCCGCCAGGAUCGUCAUCUCGAUUUUAUAUCACAGUUCAUCACCGACAUCCAACACAUCUCUGGAAAAGAUAACAUAGUGGCUGAUACGCUUUCAAGAGUGGAAGAAUUAGCUCAGCCUGUUAAUCUAGUUACCUUAGCCAAAAUGCAGGACGUGGAUACGGAACUGAAAGAAAUUCUGAAAGGUGGGACAUCAUUUCGGUUAGUUAAGGUAUCAAUACCUGGCACGAAGACAGACCUAUAUUGUGAUGAUGGAACUGGGAAUCAAAGGCCUUACGUACCUCAAAACUUAAGGAAGCAAGUCUUUGACAGUUUACAUUCGCUGAACCAUCCUGGGGUCAAAGCUACAACACAGAUAAUAACAGAACGCUACGUUUGGCCAGGAGUAAAGAGAGACUGUCGUGAAAGGUCGAAAACGUGUCACCCCUGCCAGCGUGCAAAAAUAACACGUCAUGUCUCCGCACCUUUAGGCACAUACAAAUUACCACCUGCCAGAUUCCAAUACGUCCAUAUAGACAUCAUUGGACCUUUACCUGUAUCAGAUGGAUAUCGCUAUUGUCUUACAGCAGUUGAUAGAUUUAAUAGAUGGCCUGAGGCAAUACCCUUAUCAGAUAUCACUGCUGAAACUGUUGCAAAAGCAGUUCUUAAUGGCUGGAUCUCGCGUUUUGGGUCCUCCUGA